Messenger RNA from Amaranthus tricolor (Joseph's coat), 2408 nucleotides. RefSeq lists its product as uncharacterized. The record is from RefSeq and is a predicted model, not a curated record. NCBI's taxonomy places the organism in Eukaryota, Viridiplantae, Streptophyta, Magnoliopsida, Caryophyllales, Amaranthaceae. The transcript has a single exon. Bases 898 to 1845 code for a protein of 315 amino acids.
UUUAAGUUUAAGAGAUACUCCUACUCCUACUCCUUAUUCCCUUCUGAUGUUCAACAAAUUAUUUACAGAUAGUGACAACUACACCACCUUUUUUGUUUGUUCAUCCCAUGUGAUCUUCCCUUGGAGGAUGUGCUCUCUCUUCUCUGGAUUCACUCUAUUUACAAUUUCCUAUUUGCUAUUUGCUUUGGUCUUUCUUUCCCUUCAUUUCCCUUAUACAAAUUCAACAUUUCCUCUACCAUUAUUAUCCCUUCUCAUUCAUCUCUUUCCACCCACAAUCUAUUUCUCCCUCUCUCUAUAUCCACCAAUAAAUUUCCAUCCAAUAUUUGAACAAUUUGAUGUUCCAUUUAGAGAAAUGAAAAAAAACAAAAUUUUUCUUUCAGCUUUCAACUUUCAAGUUUCAACUAAUACAAGUGUUCAAGGAAAAGGAAUGUAAACAAUAAAAGUGAUCAUUCCGAACUCAGAUUGGUUUCAGGUCAGGUGUUUUCGUACGUUAAUUCGUUGUUGAAGUCGGGUUGAGUAAUAAUGUCGGGUCUGUUUAGAAUACGUUAGUGAACAUCUUUUGUGCAUUAUUGAAGAUUAGCUCAGGAAGAUCUCUAAUCAACUUUUGUUUUCUGGGUAUUGUUCUCAAGUGAAAACUUUCAUUGGGUUUAAGAGUAUUUUUAGUUACUUAAUGAUUUAAAACAAUAAAAGUGUUAAAAGUAUAUGAUUUAAAACAAUAAAAGUGUCCAUUGGCAAUCAAAUUGCUUUCAGGUGUUUUGGGUCGAGUCAAAAUCAGAUUUUGUGUCCACACAUAUGUAGUAAAUCCAUUGUUGAAGUGGGGUUCAAUCAUAUAAUUUCGGGUCUGUUUCGAACACUUAUGGUAAACAUCUUUGGGCAUUAAUCAUAUGAUUUAAAACAAUGAAGAUGAAGUCUUUAAGCAGAGUAGGACUUGGAUUAAGUGUGGUAUUUACAUGUUUACUAUUAGCAUUGCUUGCUGAAAUUUACUACUUAUUAUGGUGGAAAAGAAGAAUCAUUAAAAGAAAGAUUCAAGAUGGGCACAAGUAUAACCAACCAAAAAGGCAAUUUCUACACCUAUUUUGUUUCAAAAAACAAUCAAAAAACUCAAUAAAUCUUCAUUCAACAGAAAUCCCAAAUCCCCAAUCCCAAACCCAACAACAAUUAAACCAAGAAUUCCAAUUUCAAUCCCAAAACAACAAGGAUAAUUAUUUUGGAACAAUUUUAGGGCACCCAAGAUUUCUAUUCACCAUUCAAGAAGAAACAAAAGAAGAUUUAGAAUCAGAAGAUGGGAAAUCAACAAAAGGGAAAAGAAGUUUAAGUGAUCUUUUAAAAACUCAUGAAAUUAAUCAAACACCACCAUUUUUAACACCAAUUUCAUCUCCUCAAUUUGUAACACCCCCAAUUACACCAAUGGGAUCUUGUCAUAGUAAUCAAAGUGGUGGGUAUAACCCAUUUUUUGAAUCUUCAAAUGAUGCUGAAUUUAGUAAGAUUGUGAAAUCUUCUCCUCCUCCAAAGUUCAAGUUUUUAAGGGAUGCUGAGGAGAAAUUACAGAGGAGAAUCAUGAUGUUUGAACAAGCUAAAUCACAAGGGAAUCUACUAAAUGAGCGUUUUAAUGAAGAAAAUGGGUGUUUUAAUGAAGAAAAUGGGUGUUCUAAUGAAAAAAAUGGGUGUUUUAUUAAGAUUAUUGUUGCUAAAAAUGAAGAAAAUGAGGAAUUAAAUCACCAUUAUCAUUCUCCUUAUUGUUUUAAGGGUGAUUCUUCUUGUUCUUCACAAGUUCUUCCUUUGGCUUCUUCUCCUUCAAAUUUAGCACCAUCUAACAGGAAAUUUAAGAAUUUUUUAACCUUGUAAUGUAUAUGUAUGAUGAAUUCUGUUUUUCUUUUUUUUUUUAAUUGUAAUUUUGUAUUAGAAAUAUAUAAAUGGGAUUGGGAUAAUUUGGAUUUCAUUAUCCCAAUCAUGGUAUUGUGGGAAUGCAGAUUUUGGUUAUGCUGCUUUAACCCACAGUUAUUUUGGUUUCACUUUCAUCCCUUAUUUUUAGGAAAAUUUUUUGUAGAAAUUCUUCACUUUUUACGUUUUGUUGUGAAUAGUUCCUAAUUUUUAAAGAAUAAUACCUAUUUUUUAUUAUUUAUGAAAAAUCGGAACUUCUCACCUUAGUUGCUCACAGCACCCCCAUCGAAAUUGUGAUUUAUAACAACAGGUCGAAAAGCUAAGGUUAAUGUCUUCAUCAGAAUAAUCUUCUUCGGCAUUCAAUUUCAUGUUCGUUUCACCCUAAGAUUUUAGGGUUCAUCCUAAAACUCCCAAUUUGCAUUUUUCCAAUUCUAUGGUUCAUCAUUUCACCCCAAAUUCAAAGAAGGUUGGUAGAAUCCGGUUGUUUUUGUUGUUGUUCUUCAUAAACAUGGUAAGCUGUUAUUCUC